Habropoda laboriosa is the source of this 825-nucleotide messenger RNA. RefSeq names its product alkaline ceramidase (gene bwa). NCBI's taxonomy places the organism in Eukaryota, Metazoa, Arthropoda, Insecta, Hymenoptera, Apidae. The record is from RefSeq and is a predicted model, not a curated record. Gene Ontology annotation, cellular component: membrane. Gene Ontology annotation, molecular function: hydrolase activity, acting on carbon-nitrogen (but not peptide) bonds, in linear amides. Gene Ontology annotation, biological process: ceramide metabolic process. The transcript has 4 exons. Bases 16 to 825 code for a protein of 269 amino acids.
AAUAUACAUUUCGAUAUGUGGAAGCCGUUUGAAGCUGGUAGUUCGCCAGUUGACUGGUGCGAACGUAAUUAUAGCAUCUCUUCUAGUAUCGCAGAAUUUAUGAAUACGUUGAGUAAUGUAGUAUUUUUAUUACUUCCUCCUGUUCUCAUGCAUCUCUUCAGAGAUUAUGGUCGUUUUGUGAAUCCAGGGAUUCAUGUAAUUUGGUUCUUACUAAUGAUAGUAGGUCUUAGCAGUGCAUAUUUUCAUGCUACUCUAUCUCUUAUAGGACAAUUGUUAGAUGAAUUGGCAAUUUUAUGGGUGUAUAUGGCUGGUUUUUGUAUGUUUUUUCCAAGAAGAUAUUUUCCAAAUAUUUUACACAAUGAUAGAAAACUUCUAGCAGUAUGUGCAGCUUUACCAACUCUAAUUGCAACUGGUUUAUCAUUUAUACAUCCUGCAGUAAAUGCAUUUGCUUUAAUGAGUCUUGGUAUACCUGCAUUUGGAUUUAUGAUCAUUGAAUUAAAAAGGACUACCUCAAUGAGGGUUUAUAGAUUGGGUUUACGAUGUGGUGCUGUAUGGUUAUUAGCAGUUGCUUGCUGGCUAAAUGAUCGUUUAUUUUGUGAUACUUGGCUGAACCUGAAUUUCCCUUAUUUACAUGCACUUUGGCAUUUGUUUAUUUUCAUUGCAAGUUACACAGCAGCUGUACUUUUUGCAUAUUUUUCUGUAAAAGAAGAAAAACCACAGCAAUCACCAGUACUAAAGUAUUGGCCAAAGGAUGACUUUGAACUUGGUAUACCAUAUGUAACUAUUAAAAGUUACAUUAAACUUGAUAUUCAUACAAAUAUAUAA